CGCUCGUUGUCAUUGGCAGCGCAGGACUGACCCAUUUCACUGAAUGAACCGUGUGUGGAUGAGUGUGUGUAUGGCGAAUAGAUGCGCUGUACAACAUCGCGAACGAUGAACGCCGGCUCGACGCUGUUUAUUUUAUCAUUAUGCAGUUUCGGAUUUAUUCAAGCCAGAUCGCCGGUGCAGUCCUGUCCCAGCGGACAGUUCCUACUAAAAAAUCAGUGCGUUUUAUGUCAUCCCACCUGCACGGAGUGCAAGGGUCAUGAGCUAUUCGAGUGCACUGCUUGUGGUCUAGAUGAGGAGGGGAAGGAGCGUUUCCUGCAUCAGGGCCACUGCAGGCUACACUGCCCACGAGAGUUUUAUUCCGACCGAGAGCAGUACACCUGUCUUCCAUGUAUGCCUAACUGUGAGAUCUGUGCUGAUCCCAACGUGUGUGCCAAGUGCAGAGAAGGCUACAAUCUUCAGAGCGGCAUCUGUCUCACAGUCCUGUGUAGACUUGGUCAGGUUCAGGACCCGGAUACACAAGAAUGUAUAGACUGUGGUAUUGGCUGUAAAACAUGCUCCACAGAUGAUCCAGAAAUUUGCCACAGCUGCACAGACGGCUACUUCCUAUACAGACAGCAGUGUCGUCAGCACUGUCCCCAGAGGACCUAUGAGGACCGCGGUAGAGGACUGUGUAUCAGCUGCCCGGAGCCGUGUGUGGACUGCCGGAGUGAUAGCCUGUGUCUUACAUGCCAGUCCGGAUACUUCCUGAACAAUGGCACCUGUGUGAAGGAGUGCCCAGCAGACACGUUUAAAGACUCCAGAGGGUGGCGCUGUCAGCCUUGUCACAGCUCCUGUCUGACCUGCCACGGCCCUGGAGUGAGAGACUGUGACCGAUGCAGUGGCUGGAGCCGCCCAGUUUAUGGGAAGUGCCCGGUGAUCAGCUGCCUGGAAGGCCAAUAUGUUGAUGGGGAAAGUCGCACUUGCCGUUACUGCGAUAGCUCCUGCCUGACAUGCUACGGUCCAAAGGCUCAGAAUUGCAUCACAUGUGCUACCGGAUACAUGUUGGAGCAGGAGGCUGUGUGUGUAGAUCACUGUCCUCUGGGUUUCUAUGGGAACAGCUCCAGUCUGCUGUGUGAGAGGUGUUCUGCUAACUGCGACGCCUGUGAGAGCAGAGACGAGUGUGUGAGCUGUAAGACGGACACUUACCAGCUCUAUCUGUUCCAGGGCAGCUGCUGGUCAGAGUGUCCAGAAGGUUAUUUUGAAACCGAGCUGGGGACAUGCGAACCCUGCGACGAACUCUGUUUGACCUGUGACGGCACAAGCACACAGUGCCUUUCGUGUCGAGAUGGGCUUCAUCUGGCCAACGGCCAGUGCAGGCAAAACUGUGGGCCUAUGAGCUACGUGGCAGAAGACGGCACAUGCAGACGCUGUGCUUCUCAUUGUGACGUGUGUACAGAUUUUUCCACCUGUACAAGGUGCAGUUUUCUCUAUUUGCUCUUAAACGGCGCAUGCAAGGCUGUCUGUCCGAAGGGUUAUUUUGAAGACUUGGAUAAGGGGAUCUGUGUGAACUGCCAUUCUACCUGUGCCACCUGCUCUGGUCCUCUGUCUGAUGAUUGCGAGACCUGCUCUGCCCUCAACCCAAAACUCUACGAGGGCACGUGCUUGGAAGAGUGUCCAGCGGGCACUUAUUAUCAGACCUCUGACAAGGAAUGCCAGGAAUGUCACCAGACCUGUGCACGCUGUGAGGGUCCAGAGCCCACCCAGUGUCUGCAGUGUGAAAAAGGUCUGGUUCUGGAUCCCAACACCAUGAUGUGUGGGGUUACCGGGGAUUCGGACUGCCCACCUAAAACGUUCCUCCAAAACAACCAGUUCACUUGCCAGGCAUGUCAUCGACUCUGCCAGUCCUGUGAAGGGCCGGGACCCUCUGACUGCCAGACCUGCACUCUGCCCAACUACCUCCACAAUGGUUCGUGCAUGAGUAAAUGUCCUGUGGGAACUUACAGUGCCCAUGAAGAGGCUGACGGGGUAGAGCUGGGUUUUUGUAUGCCCUGUGAUCAUGUGUGUGCCACCUGUACCGGGGGCGUCUCCCAGAGACUGUCUUAACUGUUCUUCAGGCUACCUUCACCUGCUCUCUCAUCUCUGCGUUAGCCACUGUCCCACAGGGUACUACAGCACAGGGGAGCGCUGCGAGAAGUGUGACCGUUCCUGUGAGCAGUGCUCGGGCCCAGGGCCAGACGCCUGCAGGGUGUGCACACCUCCUCAGCUGGACCUCCAGGGCACCAGGCAGUGUGUGGAUCAGUG
Messenger RNA from Labeo rohita (rohu), 2280 nucleotides. RefSeq names its product proprotein convertase subtilisin/kexin type 5. NCBI's taxonomy places the organism in Eukaryota, Metazoa, Chordata, Actinopteri, Cypriniformes, Cyprinidae. The record is from RefSeq and is a predicted model, not a curated record. Bases 82 to 2082 code for a protein of 666 amino acids. The transcript has 13 exons.